Molecule: messenger RNA, 4104 nt
Organism: Anguilla rostrata (American eel)
Lineage: Eukaryota; Metazoa; Chordata; Actinopteri; Anguilliformes; Anguillidae
Gene: tmem87b
Product: transmembrane protein 87B
Exons: 20
Coding region: 160-1845 (561 amino acids)
Biological process (GO): retrograde transport, endosome to Golgi
Cellular component (GO): Golgi apparatus; membrane
Source: RefSeq, a predicted model, not a curated record
AUGCCUGAGUUCUUUGCAGAUCUUACAUGUGUGUGCGAUCAACUUCACUUCGAGCGAGUGUGCGCAAGCCGUUUAAUCAGCUGAGGAAGGCAAGGUGAGACGCUGACGACACCCGCGGGCAGGUGGGUUGGCCACGCAAUGAGCGGCUUACAGUAAAACAUGGCCGACUGUGAGCGAUGGAAGACGUGGAACUGCCCCGCAAGCAAGUCAAAACUGUGGCUAAUUCUCUUAAUAACAACCUUGUGCUAUUGCAACGAUGGAGUCGCGGCGGCCCCGGAGACCGGACAUUGGGUUAUCACAGUCGUCAAUACCUCAAGGCCGUUGCUACUUAAGAAGUCCAUGUACAAAGAGACCGAUAUAAAGUUCAAAAUUACGUCCUUUGGUUGUCCAGAAGAGGUACAAUUUACCAUCCAUUGGUACUUGAAGUACUACCCCUGUCACAAUGAGUUUAACAAUAUUGAAGAGAUGUACGAUAAAACGCCACUGUACCGGGGGGAGAGCUUGGACCCAAACCCCAUGGGUCAGGGGGAAUACAUUGAGCAUGUUCACCAGAAAAUAACCUGUAACAAGGAUCUGCGCUUCUUUCCCAUGCUUAAUAAAACGAACGCUUUGCCACAUCCUGUGAUGCCUGUGGAGGGAAUGGGGCAGGAUGAAAAUUAUACCAGGUGGAUAAAGGAAGAGUCACAACAGCAGUCUGUCCCACACGAUGUCAUUGCCACAACAUGGAGAGAUGGACCUUACCUUCUUGUGGUGUCGGUCAAGUCCAGCAAUCAGGAGGCCAACUGGAAUUUAACUGUCAGCGUCGUAAUGAAAGGAACUCAUGGAUACAUCUCUGUCACCGAAUGGCCACUCAUGAUUUUCUACAUGGUGAUGUGCAUAGUCUACUUCCUGUACGGCCUGCUUUGGUUCCUGUGGGCGGCCUGCUACUGGAAGGACCUGCUGAGGAUCCAGUUCUGGAUCGCUGGCGUCAUCUUCCUGGGAAUGGUGGAGAAGGCCGUCUUCUGCGCCGAGUACGAGAACACCAACGCCGUGGGCUCCGCCUCCCAAGGCCUGCUGAUCUUUGCUGAGCUCGUUUCUGCGCUGAAGAGAACUCUGGCUCGCCUGCUUGUUAUCAUCGUCAGCCUCGGCUAUGGGAUAGUCAAGCCCCGGCUCGGCACGGUCAUGCACAGGGUGGUGGGUCUCGGCGUCCUCUACUUCGCCUUCGCUGCCAUUGAGGGUGUCCUGAGGAUCACAGGGGUGAAAGACAAUGACCUGGCCCUGUUGGCUAACAUUCCUCUGGCGCUGCUCGACUCCUCUCUCUGCUGGUGGAUAUUCGUCAGUUUGGCUCAAACCAUAAAGACCCUGAAAUUAAGGAGAAACCCAGUGAAACUCUCCCUCUAUCGGCACUUCACCAACACACUCAUCUUUGCUGUCAUUGCUUCUAUAAUUUUCAUGGUAUGGACAACAAAGAAAUUCCGGCUAGCAGACUGUCAGUCUGACUGGAUGGAACUUUGGGUGGACGAUGCAUUCUGGAGGUUCCUGUUUUCCAUCAUUCUACUUGUCAUCAUGUUUCUAUGGAGACCAUCGGCAAACAACCAGAGGUAUGCAUUCACUCCAUUGAUAGAUGACUCUGACGAUGAAGAAACUGAAGAAUUCCUGGUGUCUUCAAAUUUGGCUGAAGGCAUAAAGCUGAGAGCUAAGACUGAAUCGAAUGGGACAGUGAAGCCUGCUGCCAGUCCGGAUGAAGACCUGAAGUGGGUGGAGGAAAACAUUCCGACUUCUCUGACGGACGUGGCAUUGCCCAUUCUCCUGGACUCUGAUGAGGAAAUCAUGACCACAAAAUAUGAGAUUUCAAAGAUGGAGUGAGGAACCGGAACCCGGCUUCACACUUGAGGGUGGUGGCUCUGCCUGACUAAAUCCUGCAGGACUGAGACGGAGGUCAGAGGUCAAGAGUGUCAUUAUUAGACUGGGAUCUUUGUUGGCUUGUGAAGGAGAAAACCCUGGAAAACUCACUGAAACACCAUCUCCAGUCGAGAACGUACUUGCUGUGUUUAAAUAUAACAAAUAUUCAUAAAACAACCCCUUUUCCCCACUCUACAGCCAAAGCCAGGCUGGCCACAGCUGGCCUGGCUUAAUAUGAGUGCUUUACCCUGGUGUUCCCACAGUCACAAGUAUAGCACAAAUCUGGCUAAACGCUGGUGGUAUGUCUGCAGAUCAGGCCGGAUGCCUGGACCUCUUUAUGUCACUAAAGACUGGUGGUUCUUCAGGUUGUUUGGUGGAACGGAGAGCAGAGUGCUUCUUUUUUAUUUCUUCAUGUUCAUGUGAUCAGAUCUAGCGAAGCUUUCCGGGGUCUACCUGCACCAGGCUGCAGUCGGGCCCCUGAGGUAGGCCGGCUUUCUCUCCUGAACAGGAAGGAAUUAUGCGGACCUUCCCCUGCCCUCUGUACCUCCCACUCCCCAAAUCCAUUUGGACUCUGACGCCCCAGGACACGCCCCUUUUGUCGUAUUGGUGGCUCCUGACUGUAGAUGCCCUGACGAGCACAAACUGGCAGGAGAUCAUGGAAAACCCCGGAACCUGGAAUACACCAUUCAGCUUGGCUGCAGCUGGACAGUGGAAAAUAUGUUAAAAAAUUAAUUAAUUAAAAAAAAAUGUUAAAAAUUUGUGGAUGUUUUAAGUUUCCAUGUCACUUACCUGAAGGAGAAGAAAUCUGCAGAUGGAACUUGUAAGAUGUUCCUGAAAAAGUAAAAAAAAAAAAAAAAUCAGUUUGAUUCCAGGAAGAUAAUUUAAGCUAGAUUUGUCUUUUCAUUGUUGUUUAAAAAAGAAACCAAGCACCACAGAAGAGGAAGAAGUACUUUGAUGGGCUGUAAAUGACCAAAGUUUGGUUUAUUUUUGCUUUUGUCCAUUUGUGUUUGCUGUCUCCCACUGUAGGUGAAGCUGCUCAAGGGAUGUUUGAUUUCAGUGUGAAAGUAUGUUCUUAUAUUUCUCUCUGUGUGUCCGUCUGUCUCUCCGUCCGUUUGCUUACCAGGCUGUGUGACACCGUUCAUGCCAUUCAUGUGAAACGACAAGUCAUUGCUAAGAAGUACUCACUCCUACUCAGUUGCAGUAUUGAGAAUGCAGUGAGAAUUUUGUACAGGGAUUUACGGAUUUUUAUUUUGGUUAUGAGAACUGGGUUGAGAACUGAACCUUCCUUUGUCUCUCUUGGAAUAAAAAGCAAUACAUGUCCUUAAAAGGUUUAAUGCAGUCCAUUUACCAUUUACUUCUCAAUACUGAGCUGUGUUUACCUGUACUAUUCUAUUUAAAUUAUGUUGAAGUGUACUUAACUCUCUAUGUAGCCCUCCUGUUGAGGAUGGUCUUUUUUUUUUGAGUAAAGAAUGGUUUGGUACUGUAACACCUGAUUGUUCUUUCAUAAAGCCUUAUUUAAUUCCAACAUUUUCUUAACUCAGAUUACGCAAAACUCAAAUUAGAAAUGACUGCUAGUGCUAAAUUCAGAUUUACAUAUUGAAUCAUAAUGUGAGUUAUUGUGUGUUGUCUGCUUUCUCUGGAAAAAAAGGAACAGCUCUGUGAAGAGCUUCAAAUCCACAUGUUCCAAAUUCACACAGAGUGCCCUAUUUAGUUCAAUAGCUAUUAAGUUCACUUGAAGGUGGCCACUUUUUUGUGUAGGGUGGGAUUUGGGGCAUUUAAAAAUAAUUGAACAUUUAUGAAUGAACUGCAUUGUAUAUACUAUUCAAAGCAAUAUAAUACGGGGAAACGUGCAACUGCACAUUAUUUAAAGCCAUUUAAUCCUUCCUUUUUAAAUAGUGGCAUGUGUAUAAGGCCAUGUUAAGUUGUCCUCCCACACUGAGAUUUAAAUUUAAAUCUGUCUUUUUUUCCCCCCUUCUUAAUGUUGCAUGAAUGUCUGCUGUUUGGAUUGGUCUAUUAUGUUGAUGGAGCAAACCGUUUUGAGUCAGAAGGUCCAAAUAUUGUCAUUUCCUGGUUUACUUUUCAAUGGGUAUACCAAAUUCAGUUUUUACAAAAGCCUCCAAAGCUGUUGUGAUCUGUUCUUGAUGACCCACUGACUUAAAUUGCAAUACUUGGUUGAUUUAAUUUAAUUGUAAAUAAAAAAAACCUUUAUUUUUGUUGACAGUU